Molecule: messenger RNA, 453 nt
Organism: Vicia villosa (hairy vetch)
Lineage: Eukaryota; Viridiplantae; Streptophyta; Magnoliopsida; Fabales; Fabaceae
Product: defensin-like protein 45
Exons: 2
Coding region: 28-270 (80 amino acids)
Source: RefSeq, a predicted model, not a curated record
AAGAGGUAACAAUUAAAAUAUAGUGAUAUGGCAAAAACCAGUGCUUCAGUUGUUCUAGCUGUCCUUGUUGUAGCAUUAUUUCUGAAUGGCUAUAAUGCUGCUGAGAGUGUAGAAACAGAUAAUCAAUCUAAGAAAGCAGCAGUAGACGGAUGCUAUAGGAAUGGGACGGAAGCAUGUAGUCUUGUAAGGUGUUACGCAUUUUGUAAAAAGAUAGGCUAUUCUUUCGGCAUUUGUCCAGCGCCACCGCCAUAUGAGUGUUGUUGCGGUUGAGGAGUUAAGAGAUCUAUGUUUGAUAACUGUACAUUCUAUAUAUGAUUGUGCAUGUAUAUCAACAAAAUAGUCUUUAAGGUUCUUAUUAUAAUAAGUUGGAAAACACACUAUUGUAAGUUCAAUUACGAUGUAAUUUCCAAUAUUAAGAAUUGCCAGUAAUAAAGUGAAAUAUCCUACCACUUA